GUAUGCUUACCUCCUCCCACGAGCAAAGCCGUCGGGCUUGCUUUGCAUCGUCUUCCCAAACAUAUCCAGUUAGUAAGGUAUGCCAGAGCCGGAGGGAAAGACAUCAAGCAAACUGUGCUUUCUGUAAAUUUGGGCCAAGAAUUACAUUCCUCUUUUCUGAUCAGUGAUUCAAUGUACAGAUGAUGUGUUAAUGCUACGAUUUUUUUAUGAGGUCUCAAAAAUGGAAAACUAUCUUUCUUAAAAUUUGUUGAAUAUGUCAAACAUGUCGAGGAUUGUGGAUAUAGAUUCCAUUGCGGUAUUAGUGAUGUUAAUGCUUGCCGUGGUCUCACCGAUACACUCAAGCACCAACGGACAUCACAAUCUCUCAGCAAGUGCCCUCAAGCCUGAGAACUUGACCGCAGGUAGGGUCAAUGUUGACGACUUCCUGGCCGAGAAUGACCUUUCCAACAAGUCCCAUCCCGAGACGACAGUUGGGUCUGAGGACGAUGACCAUUCGAGCAAAAACAUUUCCGAUUUAAAAUCGGGUAUAGUAUCGACUUCCUUAAAUCAUGAAGCUUCUACAGAAUUGGCCGCCGAUCAUCCAACUACCAUCUGUCCGAAUAUACGACGUGCGAGUGUAGAAAGAACUUUUGUGAAAUGCCAUUGUCAAGGGAGGGAAGUCUAUGUUAAUGGGAAGUGUCAACCUUAUGAAGGAAUUGUCGUCCCGGUGGAGCAUCAUAAGUAUUUUUCAAAACUGGAAAGUAUAAGUAACUUCAAUGUAACAAUCCAGGACGUUAAUUGUGAUCCUGAUCAUUACUUGACAAUGAACUUCACUAAGAAUCAGUUCCAGCUGAGAUAUAGGGGUGACAUUGUCCUUCUUAGAGAUGCUGGUAAACUGGAGGAGCAGCGCAUCAACAAGUAUUGUCUCAUUCAUCAUCUGGACAGCCAACAUUACCUGACAUGGACGGUGAAGACUUGUGUACCCAAACCACACGUACCUAGAUGCUGUUCUUAUGGAUACGCCAUGAAAGAUGGUGUAUGUAAGUCUGAUAACACUCCAAGAAUACUCGAACCUCCUAUAACUGUAAAACCUCAUUCCAAAGAAGCCGUUGAAGGGUUAAAUAUAAGUACCUACACCAAUAAUUUAAUUUGCAAAUCUGAGCCCAUGCAGACAAUUCCUCUUGGUAAUAAUGGUUCGCAUUUGUUAUUAUUAGCCGAUGGUUUGACUCUCAUGUGGAAGCCUAGCGAACCUCGUCUUCAAGAAAAGGUUCAUUUUUGUCCACACUAUUGCAUUGAUGGCGUCGAAGACAGUAAUGGAAGAGUGGAAUACUUUGUAAGUUUUUGCUACAUGACUAGGAAAGAGGCCCAUGUGAAGGCUUGUGAAAAGAAGUCUUGUAUUCGCAAAUGCUGCCAAGAGGGGAACUCUUAUGAUACUGAGAAAGAAAAAUGUGUUACAGAUUCCAACUCCUCAUUUAAUCUUACGGAUAUAACUAAUUCAUCGUCCUACAAAAUUCUCUUUGGUGAACCACUUUGCGACUACUUCGCAGAGGUAGAAAAAGAAAUCAAAAUAAACAGCGAUGGACAAUUAAUUCUUAAUGAGGGACAUUACCCUCCCACUGACUAUUGCGUGGGUAUCAUCUUCAACAAACCAAAUCGGACACCAAGUGCCUUUGUGUGUGGCAAUCGGCCCUGCACGUGGGAAAACAAAACCGAUCAUCAUAAUCCCGAUUGCUACACUAAUUUCUUUGGUCUUUCUGUUUUUAUCCAUCGUGUGCCACCUGUUCGUCCCUAAACUUCUGGCUCGUGGUGGUGUACAUCAGCUGUGUCAUAUACUAUCUCUAACCAUCGCUUACAGCACUGCCUUCCCUUUGAAUUUCUUUCAUAAAGACAUCGUCAAUAAUUUCAAUCACUGCUUCGGUCUCGCUAUCGGUACUCAGUAUGGGUUCCUAGCAACGUUCUUUUGGCUAAACGUCAUGUGUUUUGAGGUCUGGAGGAAAAUCAGGAAACUUACGAAGUACCAACAAUCGAAGACGUACCCUGAAAUUUUCUUCAUGUUGUAUGCCUGGGGAAUACCCUUAUGUAUAUGUGCAGUGACAAUUAUGAUGCAGUUUAUAAAACCUCAUCAGGUCAGGGGCGAGAUCAGGCCAUAUAUAGCCAUAAAUAAAUGUUGGUUUGAAGAAGAUGCUGGUCUUUUUCUCUACUUCUAUGGUCCUAUCGCUCUUCUGUCUUUCUGCAACUUGGUGCUUCUAAUCCAUACACUAAAGAACAGUAGGAUAAUCCUCCAAAAUUCUGAAGCGGCUUCGAAAGAAUUGCAGAACAUAGGACGAUCAACGAGGGAUGUGUCCGAUCACGUCCAAGAUUUUUACCACAAGUUGAAGCUUUUUGCCCUGACGGUGUUCUGCUGGUCUACAGAAUUUUUGUCGUGGAAAAUCCCUCCAUUAGAACUCUGGGCACUCACUGACAUCCUGAACGCUCUUCAAGGUCUCUUCAUAUUCAUAAUUCUGCUGACAAGCCAAAGCAAACGUAGGAUGAUAGAAGAAAGGUUUCCCUUACCGUUCCGAUUAGCAAGAAGAUGCUUAGGUACAAUCUGCAAGGCUAAAAGAGAACCAGCAGUUGAGGGCAGGAGGGACACGCCCUUUGCAGCAGAAUCCUCAACGUCAGACUCGACAUCAAACAGGACUGCAUCUUCUGUUCUUGAAUUGUCAUCCGUUUCCUCUGAAAGAAGUAUUUCUGAAUGCUGCGAAGCUUCCGAGCAAGUUUAACACUUUUAGACUUGCUUUGUUUCCUAAAUUGUCAAUUUUACGUGUAGUUACCUGUUCAAAAUGUCUCCAACUGUAGCCUCAUCAGAGUUCAGUGUGAUCAAGACUAUAAACUACAGGUAUUAAACGUACAAUUAGCUUUGACAUAAUUGCAGACAUUUUCCCAUUGCUAAUUCUUGGUGUUUUGAUAAAAGGAUAAAGAUCUGCAUAUACUUACUGCUUCCCUUUACCAAUACUACGGCAUAAUACUAUCAGGCUAUGUACUUCGUCAGCAUAAUAAUAUUUGCUUACUACAUAUUGCUAUAACAAGAACUUUAAAACUGCAAGAAUGGUUUUGAUUACAGACAUGAGCAAAUUUUUUGGUGAAUUUUCAGUCAUCACGCAUGUAGUAUAUAUUUACCUAUGUAUAUUGAUAUUCCAAUACACCCUAUUGUUUCUUUAAUGUAAAUACGAGGAUGACAAUUUUGUACGUGAAAAUAUCGAAACAGUUGUUGCUGUUUGUUUAGUAUUUCCUCAAAGCAUCCAGAUAUUCGUAAGAUAAAUUAAGAUUUGUACCUCCCCUGACAGUCCUCAAAGGCCAAACAAGCCUUGACUAACAAAUAUUUAACUACUUCCUGAGGUAUUCACACAAUGAAGGUGAAAGAGUCAUGAAAAUAUCAGAUAAAAAACUUAUAUUACGAUAAAGCACAAUGAAUUUUAUAUGUAUAUAUCUAUGUAUGUAUAUAUGCCUAUAGCUAUAUACACAUCACGUGUAUAUAGCUAUACGAAAACUUGACUUUCAAACUAGAACACCUGUACCUAUAAUUUGAUCCCACAAUAUACAUCACAAAUUCACCAUGAGUGUCUCAUUAGCAGAAGUUUUCAGUUUAAUGUAGAAGCAACCUUCGAGUGAAGUGUCGCAUCAUACUACGUUAUGUAUCACGUAUGUAUGCAAGGUUACUCAUUAGUUCAAAUAAAAAAUAGACUAAACUAUAAGGAAUUUGAUUUUUCUUUUGCCAUAAGAUUUGGUUAAUAACAGACACCUCUUACGAAUAAUCAUACCGUACUGACCACAAGUCUAAUACCUUUUUAACGUCAACUCCUAACCAAAAAUUAUCCCUUGACUGAGCAAUUACCUUCAACAAUCCCUAUUCCUCUUUCGCUUUUUGAUAAUCUUUAUAAUCAGCUAAUUAAUUAUCUAAAUUUCUACUUUGAGAAUGAAGCCUUUCAUGUAUGCCAAACUAAAAUUUUGGCUUUCAGGUCUGAAAGGGUACUAAAGCUAAU
Messenger RNA from Macrobrachium nipponense, 4001 nucleotides. Its product is annotated as probable G-protein coupled receptor Mth-like 1. The record is from RefSeq and is a predicted model, not a curated record. Bases 1575 to 2741 code for a protein of 388 amino acids. Gene Ontology annotation, molecular function: G protein-coupled receptor activity. NCBI's taxonomy places the organism in Eukaryota, Metazoa, Arthropoda, Malacostraca, Decapoda, Palaemonidae. Gene Ontology annotation, cellular component: membrane. The transcript is spliced from 8 exons. Gene Ontology annotation, biological process: cell surface receptor signaling pathway; G protein-coupled receptor signaling pathway.